AUGCGUUACAAGCGAUCCACCCAAGAGCGCUCGCUCACUUCGCCAGCGCGCACCACCGCCCCACACGUCAAGAAGAACGUCGAUCGAUACGGCACCACAAAGCUAGGGAAGGCCGCUGAAAAGGGCGAUCUCGAGGCGGUCAAGCAGGCCUAUGAACAAUCGCCGGACGAGUUGAACCAACCUGAUUACGCGGGCAUCGCACCGCUGCAAAAGGCGUCAUUGAAAGGUCACGCUGGCGUUGUCGCAUAUCUCAUCAAGCAGGGCUGUCGUCCCGACGUCCAGGACGACCAAGGCGACACCCCACUCAUCGAUGCCGUAACGAACGGUGAACUGGAUGUGGUGCGCAUCCUCCUCAAACACGGAGUGAAUCCGCAUCAUUCCAACUCCAAUGGCCAGCGCGCGAUGGAUUUCCUCGAA
Eremomyces bilateralis CBS 781.70 is the source of this 417-nucleotide messenger RNA. RefSeq names its product ankyrin. NCBI's taxonomy places the organism in Eukaryota, Fungi, Ascomycota, Dothideomycetes, Eremomycetales, Eremomycetaceae. Gene Ontology annotation, cellular component: nucleoplasm. Gene Ontology annotation, molecular function: protein binding. The transcript has a single exon. The record is from RefSeq and is a predicted model, not a curated record. The annotation marks the transcript as partial.